UAGAGAGAGAGAGGGAGAGACUCAGCGGUGCGGAAGAAUAUCGAAGAUGAAGAUUAACGUGAAGACUUUGAAGGGUACUCACUUCGAGAUCGAAGUCAAGCCUGUAGACACUGUUGCUGAUGUGAAGAAAAACAUAGAAACUGUCCAAGGCCCAGAUGUUUACCCAGCUGCACAACAAAUGCUUAUUCAUCAGGGGAAAGUUCUUAAAGAUGCCACAACACUGGAUGAAAACAAAGUUUCUGAAAAUAGUUUCCUUGUCAUUAUGUUGGCCAAGAAUAAGAGCUCUUCUAGUGGAGGUUCAAGCACAGCAGCUACCGCUACAAGUCAGGUUAGAGUUUCACAGGCCCCUUCGACUGGAUCCACUUCGCCUACUUCUGCUUUGGCAUCAACAAUACCUCAAGCACCCACUCCAACCUUGGCUACUCCGGCAUCUGCUCCUGUGCCAACUCCUGCAGCUGCUGCUGCGCCAACUCCUUUAGCUGCUCCUGUGUCCACAGUUGCUGCUUCCACAGAAACAGAUGUUUAUGGUCAAGCAGCAUCAAGUCUUGUUGCCGGCAGCAACUUUGAGGGAACUAUUCAGCAAAUUCUUGAUAUGGGUGGAGGAAGUUGGGAUAGAGAUACUGUUGUGCGUGCUUUGCGUGCAGCUUAUAACAACCCAGAGAGAGCUGUUGAAUAUUUAUAUUCUGGUAUACCGGAGCAAGCAGAAGUUCCCCUUGUACUGCGGCCGCCUGGGAGUGGUGAUGCUACUAUCCCUCCUGCCCAGGCUCCACAACCUGCAGGACCAGCCCCUCCUUCCACUGGACCAAAUGCAAACCCACUUGACCUCUUUCCUCAGGGCCUUCCAAAUGUGGGUUCUAAUGCUGGUGCGGGUUCCUUGGACUUUCUACGCAACAGCCAACAGUUCCAAGCAUUGCGAGCUAUGGUGCAGGCAAACCCCCAAAUAUUGCAGCCCAUGCUUCAAGAACUGGGGAAGCAAAAUCCACACCUAAUGAGGCUCAUUCAAGAACAUCAGGCUGACUUUCUUCACUUGAUUAAUGAACCUGUUGAAGGAGCAGAAGGGAAUCUAUUAGGGCAACUGGCAGAAGCGAUGCCACAGGCAGUGACAGUCACACCCGAGGAGCGUGAAGCCAUUGAACGGCUUGAGGCGAUGGGCUUUGACCGAGCCAUUGUAUUGGAGGUGUUCUUUGCCUGCAACAAGAACGAGGAGCUUGCUGCCAACUACCUUUUAGAUCACAUCCAUGAUUUUGAAGAGUAAUUAGAUGGAAAACCAAAAAUUGUCCAUUUUUCUUAUUUCCUUUUCUUGGUUUUUUGCCUUAUUUUUAUGCAUUCAGAAGUUUGUACUGUGGAGUAUUUAUCUGCAUUUCACUCUCCAACCAUAUGUUAGUUUUCCUUUGUGAA
Messenger RNA from Telopea speciosissima, 1398 nucleotides. RefSeq names its product ubiquitin receptor RAD23c-like. The transcript is spliced from 12 exons. Lineage: Eukaryota; Viridiplantae; Streptophyta; Magnoliopsida; Proteales; Proteaceae. Gene Ontology annotation, molecular function: polyubiquitin modification-dependent protein binding; damaged DNA binding; proteasome binding. Gene Ontology annotation, cellular component: nucleoplasm; cytosol. Gene Ontology annotation, biological process: nucleotide-excision repair; proteasome-mediated ubiquitin-dependent protein catabolic process. Bases 47 to 1255 code for a protein of 402 amino acids. The record is from RefSeq and is a predicted model, not a curated record.